AUGGCAAUGUUAAUGUGGAAGCAUGGUGAAGAGGCUAUGGCUAAAGUGAGUUCUCUUCUUCACGAAUCAUAUGAACAUGUUUCAGAGGUCGGAUAA
Molecule: messenger RNA, 96 nt
Organism: Angiostrongylus costaricensis
Lineage: Eukaryota; Metazoa; Nematoda; Chromadorea; Rhabditida; Metastrongylidae
Source: the annotation of a GenBank genome assembly